This is a messenger RNA of Diaporthe amygdali, 942 nucleotides long. RefSeq lists its product as uncharacterized. NCBI's taxonomy places the organism in Eukaryota, Fungi, Ascomycota, Sordariomycetes, Diaporthales, Diaporthaceae. The coding region runs from base 1 to 942 and encodes 313 amino acids. The transcript has a single exon. The record is from RefSeq and is a predicted model, not a curated record.
AUGUCAUUCUCAACAGCACCCGAUCCAUUAGACCCUGAAUUCACCAAGGACAAACACGAAAGUCAAUUUACUCUGGUGAUUCAGGAUCUUAUCAAUGGUUCAAUAGAUCCUGAAUCUGCAGCCCGAACUAUCGAUAAGAUAGUCGUCGACGAAUGUCAGGAGGCUUUUGUUUCUUAUACCUCAGUACCGAAUCCCACCCCGGAGCAACUAGCAGAUGGCACGAUUUUAUCCCCUCAGCCCGCCGGGUGGGAACAUUUCUUGUGGAACUGUCUAGGCAUAGCAGCUAUGAAGCUGCCAGCUGAUGAUGCGAGCCAGGACCGCCUCGUGAGCUUGGUACAAGAGCUCCAGCGGUUGCCACGCCACACCGUUCCAUGGCUUGCUGCUGGAUGCCUCAAGGAGAAGGAACUUUGGAAUUUAUCCCGCGAGAACGGAUACGCAUACUUCAAACAAUGGUUAUGGGAGCUGCAUGAAGGACAUUUCGCCGGUCGCGGUCAUAUUGAGAAGGACACAGAUGCUUCUACGGCGUAUCUCAAUUUCUCAUCCUUCCUUGCCCGACUCCUGGCUUCCUACGUAGUCGACACAACUUCACUUUGUGCGCUAAUCCGGCCCUCAUCUUUUGCAAAGUCUCCUUUACCCGCGCAAUACGAGGCGUACUCGAAUGCAGGCACGCAGUGGAUUCAAUAUGCCGGGGAAGCACUGUACGAAAUGUGCGCGAAAGGGGCGCUUGAAAUUGGCAAAAAGAGGUGGACUCAGGGACUAUGGAAUAGUUGGAAAGCCAAAUUUGCAUUCAUUAAGGACAAUGAUGAAUUCACCAAGGAAGGCCGUGAACGAGCGACAAUAGCACUGGAUCGCAUGGCUCAGAUAGAGACAAAGGGACUUGAUGGUAUUAGAGGGGGUGUAGUCGAGCAUUUUGGUUUCAUCAUUGCGGAAGAGCAGGCGUAG